CCCCCGCGGCGCGAGCCCCGAAAAACCAGGCUCGGACCCUCCGCCGGCGCCCGAGUGCACGCGGCUCUCCGCCCCCCCCCUCCCGCCGAGGCCUGGGCAGGCCCCAGCGGCUGCGCGGCCGCGCCGUGGCCCGGCGGGCCCUGCAGGAGGGACGCCGGCUCCUCUGGCUCGUCCAGGCCGGCCGCCAACUCCUCGGCAUCCGCGGCCAGGGCCCCGGCCCCCACGGCACCCGCGAGGCCGAGCAGCAAGGAAGCGGCGGCGAGCACAGCGGCUGGCGUGCCGCUGGGCGGGCGCCGUGCGCCAGAGGGCUGCAUUGGGGGCGAGUCGGGGAGUCUGGCCAGAGCUCCCUCCUCUCGGCGCCCCUCGGGGGGAGCUGGCGGCGGGGGCGGGAGGGCACGCGCCGCGGCCCCGUGGGACGGAGGCCGCGGGGCGAUAAAUACGGAAUGCCGGGACUAGUGCUCGUGGAGAUCGCGUUGCGGCAGCGCGCGGGGUGGGGGAUUCCCCGCGACGCUCCGAGCCAUGACGGCU
Prorocentrum cordatum is the source of this 528-nucleotide messenger RNA. The record is from the annotation of a GenBank genome assembly. NCBI's taxonomy places the organism in Eukaryota, Dinophyceae, Prorocentrales, Prorocentraceae.